UAAAAAUACCAGGAAGAAAAUGGCAGACGACGUAAAGUUGCCAAUAACUCGACAAAUCCAGAAAGAAAGCCGUGAAAGUGGAGUUCCUCCAGCCGACGUGCACCUCCAAGCUGUAGAAGAUUGUUGUAUUUAUGACCGGCACGGAAUGUCGAUCCCGUUCAAGAGUUUAUAUCAAAACAGGAAGUCCAUCAUAAUAUUUGUGCGGAAUUUCUUGUGCUACAGCUGUAAAGAAUAUGUGGAUGAUUUGAGCAAAAUACCCAAAAAGGUGCUAGAGGAUGCUGAGGUUGGUCUUGUUGUCAUCGGCCAGUCUGCUCAUUAUCACAUAGUUCCUUUCUGCUCGCAGACAGACUAUCCUCAUGACAUCUAUGUGGACCCUGAAAGGAUAAUCUACCAGAAGCUGGGGAUGAAAAGAGAAGAGAAAUUUACAGUAUCAGCUCAACCAAGUCCUCAUGUGAAGUCUGGUGUCUUCAUGGGUCAAAUGAAGAGCAUAUGGAGAGCUAUGACUAGUCCUGUGUUCGACUUCCAGGGUGAUCUUCAUCAGCAAGGUGGAGCCAUCAUUGCAGGGCCAGGUUCUCAAGUGCAUUUCUGCCAUUUCAACAUGAACCGUCUGGACCACAUGCCCAUAAACUGGCUCCUGCAACUAGCAGGAGUUCAGCACAUUGUGAACUUUAGUGAGAAGGCAAAGGUCAUCCAUGUGUAGCCAGCUACCAUGACCCAAAGAGGGCCUCAUUUACGCAUCUUAAGCCAAUUUGAAAUGGUUUGGGAAAAGUUUAUCAUUCAUAUCACUGACAACUUGUUUAACAUCCCAACUUACAUAAGUUUUGCAUGGCUUUGCACAAGACUCAAGGACAUCCCUAUGUUGUACAGUACGGUGUAUGCAUUCAUUAUUUCAUUUAGCAAUGCCCACAACUAACUCAGUACAGUCAGACAGCUUUGCUUUUGUUAGUUAGAAGGCUACUUCCUGGUUCAUGGAGGAUGAUGCUCACACAGCCGGGUGGCAUUAUUUUGACUUUGGAGGUGGACGGUUCCAGUAAUGCUGUACAAAAAAAGUAUUGGUACACAACUUACACUUUUACAACGCCAAAUGAGCACAUGUAAUGUUUUGGUUUGUGGUUGAUAUUUGUACAGUUGUUUUCAUUCCAGAGAUGUUUGUGUAUUAAAUAAAGCAUGGGUUUUAUCUCUAGGUUGUAAUUGGGGUGGUAAUAUGGGUGUUGGCACAACACAUGUAAUUUAACAUGUUUGCAUUAUUUUUAAAGACUAUAACUUGGGUAUGUCUCGUUUUGAUUUUUUUUCUACAACGAAAUAAUAAAAGAAAUACUAUUAAAAGAAU
Doryrhamphus excisus (bluestripe pipefish) is the source of this 1330-nucleotide messenger RNA. It is a transcript of the gene prxl2c, whose product is annotated as peroxiredoxin like 2C. NCBI's taxonomy places the organism in Eukaryota, Metazoa, Chordata, Actinopteri, Syngnathiformes, Syngnathidae. The record is from RefSeq and is a predicted model, not a curated record.